UGCAAAUAUGAAUUUAGAGGACAAGAAUCUAUCGUUUCAAUUUUAUAAUUACUUAUGUGACAUCGUUGUUUCUGAGGAAGUUGUAAGGACAAGAAGAGAGAUAUUUACUGCUAAGGACAUUGUUGAAAGUAAUACAAGUGUAACCUUAUUAAGUAGUGCUAGUAAAGCAGAAGGUAUUUAUCUCAAAGGUAGUGAUUUCGAUCAGAUGAUUCUUCUAAAAGUUAUUCGUGUGUAUGAAAGCUUUAAUAAUGUCCAGUAUGAUCCAUAUAGAAUAAUAUUGUUUAUGGAUACAAACGACACAAAACCUGGAUUUACAAAACUGAAGUUAGCUAACGAGUUAUUCUUUGAUAUUGGCAUAAUAUGUGACUGGUUUGAGACUGUGGGAGAAGAAAAGUACAUUUCAAGUAAACGUUUUCGGGAACAAAACUUAGAAGAUGGCAUGGUUAUUCAUGCACCAUGUCAGUCAACACCAGGUGGUGGAUUGGAUUAUGCAUCUUGUUUAAGAUGUAAAGAACGGAUAUCACAAGCUCAACAAUGGAUUUCCAGAUCACGUACAACAUGGCCACAUGACACAUUAGCUACCUCAGCUGUACAAUAUGGAGUUUUAUUUGUUCCUAUUGGAUGUUAAAAUUCCCCAAAUGAGGACUUACAAUGGCGGGUAUCGUUUUCUGUGACCGAAAAAAUGUUGAUUCAUUCCUUUUGCCAUACUCAGUUAUUAUGUUAUGCGUUACUUAAAAUCAUUUUAAAGGACAUAAUCAAACCCAAACAUGGGGAUCUUCUUUGUUCUUAUUUCCUUAAAACAAUAAUGUUUUGGUUGAUUGAGGAAACAGGUCCAUCAAAAUGGAAACCUAGGAAUAUGAUAUUUUGUUUUUUUGGAUUGUGUCAGGAGAGUAAUUUACUGUGUGGAAUAUAGAACAUGUCUUCAUUACUUUAUUCCAGAAAACAAUCUGUUUGAAGAUAGAUUUACUGACAACCAUCAUAAUGCAUUGCUGGAAACACUUCGGUCUAUUUAUGGAUCGCCGUUGAUUUCUGUGUUUCAUACGACAACUUUUCAAUAUUUCUUAUCAGAAUCAGUAAGUUUUCGUAGAAUGACAAUAACUGCGUCGGAAUUGUCCUGUUUUACUUAUAUAUGUAUGUGUAUGCAUGAUGAAAAUUCCAUUCGAAUUUUAUCUAAAAGAUUUUUUGAUGGUUACAAUUAUAUUUUAAAAAAAGAAAUGUGUGUGUAUAUGUUAAGUGUAUGUUUUAGAAAAUCUAUACAUACUUCUGAUCAUCUUAAGAUGACGAACAGAAACAAAUCUUUUUACAAACAAAUCAAGAGAACAUUUUGCUAUUUCAAGAUAAGUUUACAUAGCGAUUCAAGUUCCUCCUGGUUAUUUUUAGCAUCUUUAUUUUAUAAAUGUACACGAGUUAAGGAAUGUCUCGAUAUUAUCAGUUAUAGUUUAACCAUUUAUACCCCUGAUAAGAUACAUCUAAAAAUUCACAACAGCUUGGCGGAACAAACUAUAUUCAAGAAAAUGAAGCAAAAAUUUGGAUUAUUGCUAACGUUUAAAAAUUUGAUAAUUGAAGUUGUAUGUUUUCGACACCCGUUUUGUUUA
This is a messenger RNA of Mytilus californianus (California mussel), 1595 nucleotides long. RefSeq lists its product as uncharacterized. Bases 8 to 628 code for a protein of 206 amino acids. The record is from RefSeq and is a predicted model, not a curated record. Lineage: Eukaryota; Metazoa; Mollusca; Bivalvia; Mytilida; Mytilidae. The transcript has a single exon.